AUGUUUUUCCCCUUGGCAAAAUACCGAGGCAGAGAACCUUGAUGGCCGCACCUGUCGCGAAAAAGACACCAGCAAAGAAAACACGACACGCUACUCUUAUAUAAUCUGCUCCUAGUAGGCAUGAACAUCCAAAGUAUAAGUGACAAGAGCCAGCACCGCGCCUGCGACCCAUGCAGUUUGUCCCUCGUUCCCCCUCUUCUUUGUAAUCAUCAGCUGAUGACGUGUUUUAGGGAAGCGAAAAGUUCGAUGUUCUCGUCAUACUCCUUUAUGCGAACGAUGUUCUCACUUUGCUUUGACGUGCGAAUAUUCCCCUAUGAGGACCGUAGGGCGGCCGAGGAGGGGACAGCCGUUGGGAUAUAGGUCGAAUGGCGUGGCGAGUACCGGUGCAGCUUCAAUGUCGCCGGAGGUUAUGGAUACAGGGAAUUUUGCUGGGAUAAUGGAUCAGUUCCUUGAUGAUCUGGGUACGCCGUUGCCGUCUUUCAAUAUGGACUUUUCGACAGACCAGGAUAAUACCCCAGGACAGGAACCGUUGCCGUCGGAUUUGUUUAAUGGGGGAGCAAUGCAACAGGACCAGAACAACAUGUACCCCGGAGCCACGGAAAAGCCGAUGGACGUGACACCGACGUCUCAAAACACCGAGAGCACGACGACUCCCGGACCCUCUUCUCAAAAGUGCUCUUGCAUUGAGUUGGUGAAUCAGCACUUCUCAGAAAUAGAAAGCUCCCUCGAGACUUUCCAGACCCUCAAAGUUUUGAAGCAGUCUCUCGCGUCAGCAAGGACUAUUCUGGAGUGCACUGUCUGCUUCCAGUCUAUCAAGAGCCCACGCACAUCACGGAAUGUCUACUUGCUGGGGUCCUUACUAUCUAGCAUCGGCUCCUCAUAUGGCGACUUUUUCUACGUACAGAAGCAACGGACUGCCGAGUCAUCGGUGUCUGGUACACCCAUUCGCCUUGUCGUCGGACAGCAGCCAGAUGCUCGGGAUAUGGUUGAGCUUUCUCUCGAGGGACCGAGUUACAUUGCAUUUCUACAAGCAAGUCUUAAAGGGGAGUUGGAUUGUCUUGUGGAAUUGGGUGAAGGAUUGGCGACAAGACAGAGUCAACUCCAUACUGAGGGUCACGAGAAUUGCGAAACGGGGACGAGCUGUUCAAAUACAGAGUCACUACCGACGACGAAACAUCCAACCGAGGUGUGUCCGAAGGAAGUUGACAUGACGACUGCUUGUGCAUGCUUUAGGACGGUUGAUCAGGUCAAGGCUGCGAUAGCAGAGGCGCAAAGGAUUAUCUCAGCAUGAUGAGCUGCAUAUCUACGAUUAUGACUUACGAGCAUCCGACAAGCUGUUAACAAUAUACCCAAUGCUUGUCUCUUAAUAACUCUUCCUCUCCUGCCAAUAACUCAAUGACGUAAAUGCAGUCACGAGAUUAUUAUCAAUAUGUCGCACAAAUGACUGAUUGGAAUGUCCCCGCGUCUCCUGUUUCAGAGUCCAAAACGGUUAGCGAAAAAAGAACGGAGAACGCGGCGCGGAAACGGAGCGCGGAGACUUUUAGCGGUGGUGGAGCCAUCCGCGGAACACUAACAAACA
Fusarium redolens is the source of this 1579-nucleotide messenger RNA. RefSeq lists its product as uncharacterized. NCBI's taxonomy places the organism in Eukaryota, Fungi, Ascomycota, Sordariomycetes, Hypocreales, Nectriaceae. Bases 314 to 1291 code for a protein of 325 amino acids. The transcript has a single exon. The record is from RefSeq and is a predicted model, not a curated record.